Molecule: messenger RNA, 1008 nt
Organism: Jaminaea rosea
Lineage: Eukaryota; Fungi; Basidiomycota; Exobasidiomycetes; Microstromatales
Exons: 1
Coding region: 1-1008 (335 amino acids)
Cellular component (GO): peroxisome
Source: RefSeq, a predicted model, not a curated record
AUGUCCGCCUCCAAGCCAGCUAUCAAUUUCGACCUGACAGUAGGUCACGAGCAGCCCUCUCAGCCUGUCAGCUGGAACCGCAAGGACCUCCUCCUCUACAACGUCGCCAUCGGCGCCAGCGCCCAGCAACUCGACUACGUCUACGAGAAGACGGACGCUUUCCGGCCCCUUCCCACUUACCCGCUCGUCUUAGCCUUGAAGGGUGACUCGCCCGAUAUCAAUGACUUCGCAACCAUGAUCAGCGGGCGAGGCGAACUGCCAGGCUUCCCGCAGCUCGACCCCAACACGCUCGUUCAUGCUGAACAGACUCUGGAGCUUCACCGCCGCUUGCCCCUCACGGCUGCGCAGGGUGAAGGCUGGCACCUCCGCAAGAAGAUCACAGCCGUACAUGACAAAAAGAGUGGGCUCAUCCUCGAAGGGACAGCGGUCCUUUGCGAUCCCGUGGGUAGGGAGUACGCGACUAUGGUCUCUUCGAGCUUCUACCGUGGUGGAGGCCAAGGCACAGGUUUCAGCAAGAGCCUGAGCGCUGACACAAGGCCGCCAGCGGGGAGCCCGCCAAAGGACGGACGCAAGCCUGACUUCAGUCUGACGGAGCGUACUACGCCUAAUCAGGCAGUCCUGUAUCGUCUGGCCGGCGACGCCAACCCCCUGCACGUCGACCCGGCCAUUGGACAACGAGGUGGACUGGGCGGUGUGAUCCUGCACGGGCUCUGCAGCUACGGCUUUGCAACUCGAGCUAUUCUUCUCGCCGCCAACGGACAGGACGGCCAAGCAGGCGCGCCAGCUUCGACAUUGCGCCGUAUCUCGGGUCGAUUCACCUCACCCGUCCGACCUGGCGACGAGUUGAGGACAGACGUGUGGGUGCUGAAGGGUCAAUUGGGCAAGGUGGGUGAGACUUGCGAGGUGGCCUUUGAGCAGACGAAUGUGACGACUGGCAAGAAGAGCUUGGGAGGCGGGUGGGCAGAGCUGAGGGUCGAGGAGGGGGAGAGGGUUGGGUCCAAGUUGUGA